Chlorocebus sabaeus (green monkey) is the source of this 5621-nucleotide messenger RNA. NCBI's taxonomy places the organism in Eukaryota, Metazoa, Chordata, Mammalia, Primates, Cercopithecidae. The record is from RefSeq and is a predicted model, not a curated record.
CAGUGAUGGCUGACAGCAGGCACAAUCUUCGUUUGCUUGGCACAUUGUCACCAUGCAACUCAACGUGUUUUGCAAGGAAUCAUCGUGACACACCAUCUCUGGGAGAUAGUAUGAGGACAUCCGGUUAUUUCUUGGAAGAAUUUUCUGCCUACCUUCUUUGAGCCCUCUUGUGCCAGCGUAUCUCCCCAUGAGGCUCAGAUCUGUCUGACCUAAGAGCCAGUUGGCAUCGUCCUCCUAACAGAAGCCAGAUUUUCACUGGGGCUAGACUAUUUAUUGACAGUGUUUUCCCAGACUGGCCCAUGAGUGUCUCAUUUCCAAGGUCCCCUGAAGUGCUGGCUCACCUCUGUUUCCCAAAGCACUUGCUUGCUUGUCUCUCCUGCCUCCCCAGCAUCCUUCUCACUUUCUUCCCUUAUAACUUCUUGCACUCUGUGUGUGUGUGUGUGUGUGUAUGCGUGUGUGCAUGUGUUUUUCUUCUUCUUUUUUUAUCCUAAUGAAUUUGUUUUACAGGUUUUGAAAAGGAAAAACCAGUGUUAUCCAGGAUUGUUACAUUAAUUCUUAUCUGUUUCCACGUCUUGGACCGUGAUCUCUGUGGUUUUAAAAUCCUGUAUUUUGAGUGGGUUCCGCUGUUGUUUGAGAAAAGUUGCUUUAAACCUUUGCUCUGCAAGCACCCGAAGAGAACUCAUAAAAAGGAAGACAACAGCAGAUGCAAUCGCGGAUGUGGCUUAGUCCUUGCAGCUGCCCCAGAGUGCUGUUUGGAGUGUACUGUCCUCAGUAAUGAAUCCAGAAGAACAAAUCGUGACAUGGCUUAUAUCUUUGGGAGUUUUAGAUUCCCCUAAAAAGACCAUCUGUGAUCCGGAGGAGUUUUUAAAGUCCUCGCUGAAAAAUGGGGUAGUUCUGUGCAAACUGAUCAACAGACUCAUGCCUGGCUCUGUGGAAAAGUUUUGUCUAGAUCCCCAAACUGAAGCUGACUGCAUCAACAACAUCAAUGACUUUCUGAAAGGAUGUGCAACCCUCCAAGUGGAAGUAUUUGAUCCUGAUGACCUUUAUUCAGGGGUCAAUUUCUCCAAGGUUCUGAGUACUCUCUUAGCUGUCAACAAAGCAACAGAAGAUCAGCUAUCAGAAAGACCAUGUGGACGUUCCUCUUCUCUUAGUACUGCUAAUAAUUCUCAGACAAACCCACAGGGAGCAGUUUCUAGCACAGUUUCAGGGCUGCAAAGGCAGUCAAAGACAGUGGAGAUGACGGAAAAUGGAAGUCAUCAGUUAAUAGUAAAAGCAAGAUUCAACUUUAAGCAGACUAAUGAGGAUGAACUGUCAGUUUGUAAGGGGGACAUCAUUUACGUCACUCGAGUUGAAGAAGGAGGCUGGUGGGAAGGCACAUUAAAUGGGAGAACAGGCUGGUUUCCCAGUAAUUAUGUCCGUGAAAUUAAAUCCAGUGAGAGACCUCUCUCCCCCAAGGCCAUCAAAGGAUUUGAAACUGCUCCACUUACCAAGAAUUAUUAUACUGUGGUGUUACAGAACAUCCUGGACACUGAAAAAGAAUAUGCUAAAGAACUUCAGUCUCUUCUUGUUACUUACUUAAGACCCCUGCAGUCCAAUAACAAUCUGAGUACUGUGGAGGUUACGUCUUUACUGGGAAACUUCGAGGAAGUAUGCACAUUUCAACAGACACUCUGCCAAGCCUUGGAAGAAUGUUCAAAGUUUCCAGAAAACCAGCAAAAAGUAGGAGGUUGUCUACUGAGUCUCAUGCCUCAUUUUAAAUCUAUGUAUCUGGCUUACUGUGCAAACCAUCCUUCAGCUGUAAAUGUACUCACUCAGCACAGUGAUGAGUUGGAACAAUUCAUGGAAAAUCAAGGUGCAUCGAGCCCAGGUAUCCUCAUUUUAACAACAAGCCUCAGCAAACCAUUCAUGCGACUGGAGAAAUAUGUUACUCUCUUGCAAGAGUUGGAACGGCAUAUGGAGGAUACUCAUCCAGAUCACCAGGAUAUUCUGAAAGCAAUCGUAGCAUUCAAAACUCUCAUGGGGCAAUGUCAAGAUCUGAGGAAGAGGAAACAGCUGGAGUUACAGAUACUGUCCGAACCUAUUCAGGCAUGGGAAGGAGAAGAUAUUAAAAACUUGGGAAGUGUGAUUUUUAUGUCACAAGUAAUGGUGCAGUAUGGAGCAUGUGAGGAAAAAGAGGAGCGGUACCUUAUGUUAUUUUCAAAUGUCCUGAUAAUGUUAUCUGCAAGUCCUCGGAUGAGUGGCUUUAUCUAUCAGGGAAAAAUACCAAUAGCUGGAACGGUGGUGACUAGAUUAGAUGAAAUUGAAGGGAAUGACUGCACAUUUGAAAUCACUGGUAACAUGGUGGAGAGAAUUGUGGUCCAUUGCAACAACAACCAGGACUUCCAGGAAUGGUUAGAGCAGCUGAACAGACUGAUCAGAGGACCUGCCUCUUGCAGUUCAUUAUCCAAAACCUCAUCGUCAUCAUGCAGUGCUCAUUCCACAUUUUCCCAGUCUUUUAGCUCUACUGGACAGCCCCGAGGACCCUUGGAGCCUCCUCAAAUUAUAAAACCGUGGAGUUUAAGUUGCCUACGACCUGCACCUCCACUUAGACCAUCAGCAGCACUAGGUUAUAAAGAGAGGAUGUCUUAUAUCUUAAAGGAGUCUAGUAAAAGCCCUAAAACGAUGAAGAAAUUUCUUCAUAAAAGGAAGACUGAGAGAAAACCAUCAGAGGAGGAAUAUGUGAUUAGGAAAAGUACAGCUGCUCUGGAAGAGGAUGCCCAGAUCCUUAAAGUGAUCGAAGCCUACUGCACCAGUGCAAACUUUCAACAAGGCCAUGGCUCAAGUACUCGAAAAGAUUCCAUUCCACAAGUCCUACUCCCUGAGGAAGAGAAACUCAUCAUUGAAGAAACCAGAAGCAACGGCCAGACCAUCAUGGAAGAAAAGAGCCUUGUUGAUACUGUUUACGCCUUGAAGGACGAGGUCAAAGAACUGAAGCAGGAAAAUAAAAGAAUGAAGCAAUGCCUGGAAGAGGAAUUGAAGUCAAGAAGGGACCUAGAAAAGCUGGUGCGGAGGCUUUUGAAGCAAACAGAUGAGUGUAUUCGAGCCGAGUCCAGUAGCAAGACCUCAAUUCUUCCAUAACCAUCACUGUGCCACCGGGUGGAGUGUGCCUUCAGGGCAUCUUGAAAUGUCCCGCUGAAUGAUUUGACUCAGUUUGCUCACUUCUUUGGCUUUUGUUUUGUGUUUGAGUCUCAUUCUCUGUCUCUCUCUCCCUCCCUUCCUCCCUCCCUCUCUUUUCUCUCUCUCUCUCUCCCCCCUCUGUGUGCGUGUGUGUGCGCACGUGUGCGCGCUUGGGCAUUUGCUGUUGUUUGGUUAUUGGUUGGCUGUUCAUUUCUUUUUCAACAGGGGAAAAAGCAGGAGGUGGUGGUAGAAAUGGCCCCAGAGUCUUUUCCAUUCAGUGAGAAAGAGAAAGGGAACACAGGCCAGUUACUUAAAAGGUCUUCAGAUUGCCUUCAGUUCACAGUGCCUCUGCAACAGCCAUUGCCCUCAGGUCACAUUCUUUGGGCUGGCUGCCCUUGCAAAGCAGCUGGCCAAGGCUUAUUAAAUGUGAACCCAACUUUUCCCCCAGUGCUUUCCUGUACCUGCAAGCCUCUUAGUAAUUUACCGAAGGCAGAUAUUCCAGACUAUGGCUAGAGUAGGAUGAAAGACAAACACAUCUGCCCAGUGAUCCAGCUGCCCUUCCUUAGACCAUCACAUGCCUCCCCUCAAUCACAGGUUUUAAAAUUACUGCCCUAUGUUGUCUCUAAGACCAAGAAAACUGUAGUACCCUUAUUCCUUUUAUGUCAUGUAAACUGUAACUCACGGGGGCAGAAGCUCUGGUCACCCACACCAACAUCAAAUCCAUCAGCAAAUUCUACUGGACAAUCCUCCCUUUCAGUAGCAGAGUUGACCGCCUUUUCCCAUUGCAUGAUAGGUUUCUUUCCCUCAUCUUCUGCCUAGUGUGUAAGUUUUCUAUUUCCCCAGUGCUUUUAGCCAGCCGUACCAAGUGGUGUGUAAACUAGUAUGUAUGUGCUUUGCUUACUUUUAAAAAAAUGUAGUUAGACUGUGAGCAGUUACUUUAUGUAUGUUGCAUAUUCAAACUGUGACCUUUUAUCCUUCAAAACAAUCUGCAUUAAGGAGAUAUUGUGCCCUAGUAGACAGCUUUCAUUCACUUUAUUACUCUCUCAUAUAUGCUGUGAGAAGUUGUAAUAUUCAUUGGCCUCUUUGGGUGGGACUCUAAGCAGUAUUUACAGAAAUAUGCUUCUGGUCCAAUUUGUACAUCCAGAACAAAAGGGCCCCUCUAAUAGCUGUGUGCUGGAUUAUUUGGACUGAUUAACUCAAGUUGCUCAUUGAAUCACACCAUCCACUUUAUCCCAGAAACUAGAACUGUGAGAAACCAGGUUUAGAAGAUAGUCACAGAACAGCACACAUCCAAAUUCAGCACCAUUGAAAGUUGGCCUAAGGCUCAGUGCCACUUACCCCUCUCUUGCCCAAAGACAAGAGAAAUUUGGCCAGAUGGGGAAGGUCACUGGAAAGUGAGGCCAAAGGGCUGAUCAAAAUUGCCUUUAUAAUAAAUUUGAUGGAUGCCUAUAAAUGUGGGUUUUGCAAAUGUUUAAAAACCAAACUUGAAGCCAGGCAUGGUGGCCUACACCUGUGGUCCCAGCUACUCAGGAGGCUGAGGUGGGAGGAUCAUUUGAGCCCAGGAGGUCAAGGCUGCAGUGAGCUGUGAUGACACCACUGCACUCCAACCUGGGUAACAGAGAGACACCCCUGUCUCUGAAAAAGCAAAACUUGAAGUUUGAAACCCCCAGCUUGCUGAGGAGCCCUUUUUAUUUUUGGUACUGAGACUCUCAAGGUCCCAUAGCUAUGUGGUACAGGGCUGUUGUCUGCUUGCUGUACAGCAGAAAUUAUACCAUCCACAGGAAAUGAACUAUUCUUGUAGUCCAACAUCAGCCAACCACACACAGCCGUGUUUGGAAGCUGAAGAGUAAAGAAAUUUCUAGGAAUGACUGUUGUUCUGUUUUUUAGCACAGCCAUUUAGAUAUAACAUCCUUCACUUAAAAAUUAAAAACAUCAUCACUACUACCACCACCAAUAACAACAUCAACACAGAUCUUCACAUCUGCCCAUUCUGUGGUUAGUCAAUGGCUUGCAAUAAAUAUGCAAACUGCAUCUGUAGGAAACAUUUUUGUGAUUAUGAAAUACUUUAGUUGAUUGCUGAAAAUAUUGAAAGGUCUUCAUUUUGUAGUGAUGUGUACAUAUGCAUGUUUUGGGGACUUGGCCCUUCUGAUGAGGGGCCCUCGGUACUCUGGGUAACAAAGCUUGUGCAGAGUGGUAACCAUGCUUACACACUAAACAAUAAUAUAAAGGAAAUGAAGCCAUGUUAACCUGAGAGCAGUGUUGCCAUAGUUGUGUUGUUUACAAUACUCUAUAAAUGGGUUCCUGUUGCCCUGUAAUUAAACUGCUGCCCGUAGAGGCCUUUCGGUUCCUUUUCUGUCCUGUCCCUUCUUAACACAAGCUCAAAUUUUCUAACUUGUUUUUAUUUUGAAGACUUUUAAAAUGGACAUUUUCAAUACAUAAAAAUAAACAGUGCUUUAUAACAAUAA